This is a messenger RNA of Aspergillus piperis CBS 112811, 559 nucleotides long. RefSeq lists its product as uncharacterized. NCBI's taxonomy places the organism in Eukaryota, Fungi, Ascomycota, Eurotiomycetes, Eurotiales, Aspergillaceae. The record is from RefSeq and is a predicted model, not a curated record. The transcript has a single exon. Bases 20 to 433 code for a protein of 137 amino acids.
GCCAUUCUCUGCCAUUAGAAUGGGUUUCUGCCACUGUCUGUCACUGUUCGGACCAGUCUGGCCGGCCCGCUCCUCUCUCAGUGAGUCACCCUCCGUUCCGGCUCUUUUUCUUCGGGCCCGGAGUUUGACUGCCAGACCCCGACAGCCCGCCGGACACCCGGAUGGCCGACUCUCCGUCUUGGGUUUGGCUCUCCCCAAAGGGAUGACGGACCCUUGCCCUGUGGUCUCAGAUCGCGAGACGUAUUUACGGCGUAGUCCCAGGCUAAUCUCCGUGUGGAAGACACUGUGGCCUCUAUUAAGGAGACUGCUAAUUGGUCCCUUUGAUCAGAUACGAACUGUUGACCUGGUCUCUGGUCCCGGACCCCUGGUACACAGUCCGUUGACGGAAGUCAAUUUAGGGGGUACCUUAAAAUCGGGUGUGAGAGGACGAUAGAUGGAGGAGCGUGACCGAGCAGAUUAUGAGCUGUUACCACUGACCUUCUCGGUCCCUCUCCCAGCAUGGCUCUUGCUCCGUGAUGAGCCUGCAGCAUCACUUAAGACAGCACGAUGUGACGGGAUA